Molecule: messenger RNA, 1588 nt
Organism: Dictyostelium purpureum
Lineage: Eukaryota; Evosea; Eumycetozoa; Dictyosteliales; Dictyosteliaceae
Exons: 3
Coding region: 634-1263 (209 amino acids)
Source: RefSeq, a predicted model, not a curated record
CAAACUCGAUAAAGAUAAAUAAAAUAAUAAACAUUUAAAUACAACCAUAAUAAUAAUAUUAUUAAAUUAUAAUUAAUAUAAAUUUUAUUCAAAUAGUAUCGAUACUAUAUAUUUAUAAUAAUAAUAAAAUUUUUAUAACGCAACAUUAAAUAUACAACAAUUAAUAAAUAGUAAUAAAUAAUAAUAAUAAUAUAAAUAAUAAUAAUAAUAACAACAAAUUUUAAUAUUAAAAGAAAAAAGUUUUAAACUCAUAGUUGAAAUUAACUUUUUUAAAGCUAUUUUAAGUUUAAUUAAUAUUUAUAAAGUUUAUUUAAGAUUAUAUAAGGAGAAUUUAUAAGCCUAAUUACAUUUGAUAGUCACUCAUUAUUUCUAUUAUUUUAUUUUUGUUAUUUUUUAUUAUAGUAGAACCAUAGAAUUUUAUAUAUAUUUUUUUUUUUAUUAUUUUUUUAUAAAAAUAUAUUAAAUAUAUAUAUAAUUUAUAUUCUAUUAUAAUAACAAUAACAAUAGUUUAAUAAUAAUAAAAAUAAUAGUAUAUAAAAAAAUAUAAAUAAUAAAUAAUAUCUUAUAAUAGUAAAUAAAAAUAGAAAUAAAUUAUAGUUUUUUUUAAUAAAUCUUUUUUAUAAUAGUAUUAAAAUGGCUUUAGAAACCGAGGUUAAUUUAAAUAAUUUAGACGAGUUUGGGUUAGGUUCUAAUCAACUUAUUGUCAGUAAAGGAAUGAGUAUCUGCAGGGAUUUUUUAAUAUCCAAACUUUCUGACUAUAUAGGAGGAACAGACUCAAAAUUUAUUAUAAACGAAAAUGAUUUAGAUAUGGGGUUCACAUCAGAUGACCUCUCAACUACAAUAACUAGCGAUAUGAUAAAAGAUUUAAAAAAACAGAUUAUAAACCAACAAAAUUUUAUUCAAAACAAAAUAAAAAAUAAGUCUAAUAAUAACAAUAAUAAUAACAGUAUCAUUCAAUUUUUCAUCAAGUAUAUGGUCAAUUCGUUUUAUUCAGGGGAUUCGAAUACUUUAAAAGGAUUGCUUUAUGAAGUCUUAAAUUUUAGAAAUAUGUGGGCCCACCAACGUCCUUUUAGUGUAGAUGACGCAAACCGACUUCUUGAUACUCUUGAAAGACUUUUCAUAACCUUGGGUGAUUGUAAAAUGGCUUCUAUGAUGCAAACUCUAAAGCAUACUCAUUAUUUCUAUAGCUUUAACAAAAUUUACGGUUUAUUAUCUUUAGACAAAAACUCAUCAGGCAAGAAAUUUUCAAAUUCAUCAAGUUAAUUAAUUCAGGAGGUGCCCAAGCGUUUAAUACAAAUAUAAAUAAUUAUAUGUAUAAUAAUAAUAAUAAUAAUAAUAUAAAUAACAAUAACAAUAUCAAUAAUAAUAUGAAUAAUAUGAAUAAUAAUAAUGUCAUUAUGAAUGGUAUUAAUAAUUCCUCACCCUCCUCAUCUCCACACAAUGGCAAUGUAAUGAAUUUAAAUAAUAAUAAUUUCAUUAAUAAUAAUAACAAUAAUAACAUGAAUAUGAACAGCCAACACCCAAAUAAUAUUAAUUUAGAUAAUCAAAACUCAUUAUUUUCCAAUAAUAACUAUCAUACAAUGACAAU